Messenger RNA from Acipenser ruthenus (sterlet), 4283 nucleotides. Its product is annotated as pleckstrin homology domain-containing family A member 2. Gene Ontology annotation, cellular component: cytoplasm; membrane. Bases 224 to 1462 code for a protein of 412 amino acids. NCBI's taxonomy places the organism in Eukaryota, Metazoa, Chordata, Actinopteri, Acipenseriformes, Acipenseridae. The record is from RefSeq and is a predicted model, not a curated record. The transcript has 12 exons. Gene Ontology annotation, molecular function: PDZ domain binding.
CUGUAACGCAAUUACCCGGAAAAAAGGAGACACACACACAAAAAAUGUGUAACGAAACAGCCAAACUGUCUUGCUGUACACGUUCUGUAGCGUAAACAAAAAAUGGCACGUUAAUUUACUGUAAUCUAGUUUCAAAUUGUUAUUCUACGCUGCCUUUAUCAGCACUUCGGAACAUUCUCACACACACCCCGAACGUUUUUGGGGUAAUGAGACAGAGACAGGAAUGCCUUAUGUCGAUCGUAUUAAUCGUGUCUGUGGCUUUCUGGAUAUUGAAGAAAAUGAAAAGUUCCAGCGAAGGUACUUCAUACUGGACAAAUUGAAAAACUUCCUGCUGUGGUACAUGGACAAUCCACAGAAUCUUCCCAGUGGGACAAAUGCUGUCGGGAGCCUUCAGUUGACGUAUAUCUCAAAGGUCAGUGAAGCGACUAUGAAACAGAAACCGAAGACGGAAUUCUGCUUUGUAAUCAAUGCAUUAUCCAGACGCUAUCUCCUGCAAGCGAAUGACAAGAAUGAUCUUCGUGAAUGGGUGGAUGCUUUGAAUAAAGCCACAAAGAUUACGGUACCAAAAGAGUGCAGUAUCGCUCCUAAAACAGAAACCAGCAGAACCUCAGUGGAUCCCCAGAACAGAAAACAGCAGGUACCCUACAAGACAGCCAUCGUCGGAGGGGUGGUGGUGCACACCCCCAUCAAUCAGAAGGAAGACGAGUCAGAGGGAGGGGAGUUUGGGUUUCAUGGCAGUCUGAUCCGCUCACAGAGCCACAUGCCAUCUGUGGGGAGCAGGCUUGGAGUGCUGAAGAGUGGCUACUGCGUCAAACAGGGCAAUGUGAGAAAGAGCUGGAAACGGAGAUUCUUCAUGCUGGAUGAGAAUUCAGUCAAUUACUUCAAAUGUGAAGCGGACAAGGAUCCCCUCCGUGCGAUCCCUUUGAAGGAUGUGCUGAAGGUCCAUGAAUGUCUUGUCAAGUCCGGAGAUCUUCUGAUGAGAGACAAUCUGUUUGAAAUAAUAACAAGUUCUAGGGUAUUUUAUAUUCAGGCAGACAGUCCUGAAGAUAUGCACAGCUGGAUCAAGGCAAUCUCAGGAGCAAGACAGUCACCUCGGGGUUUUGGAAAGGAGGCAAGCUUCAGCCGAGGGUCCUCACUAUACAGCAAGAACGAAGCCUCAUCCUCCAGCUCCCGCAUCAGACAGGGGGGCGAGGAGAAGAAGCCGCCCCUUGUGAAGUCUUCCUCUGUGGCCCCAUCCUGGCAGCCCUGGACCCCAGUCCCCUCGGCCGUCAAAAAAGAGCUUUCUGUCGUGGAGGAGACGGCAGGGCAGUUCAGCUCGUUGCCCUUUGACCUGGGCUCAGAACAGAAGGAGCUGGACUUGCAGGGCAAGCGGCGAAGGCACCGAUCCCAGCCACAGGCCCCCAGCGACAAGGUGUUCCCUUUCAACCUGGACGACGAUAGCAUCCGCACCACCGAUGUAUAGGGAAGAUGGAAUGUGCUGGUUCCCAUUAUAUUUGAAGUUACUCCUUAAUUAACCAUAAACAUGUUUGUCAAAAAAAAGUGCCCGUUAAAAUGAAGUAUGAGUGAUAAGUGCUUAAUGUUUAAAGGAGGGAUAAUCGUAUGGACAAUAUAAAAAAAACUGGCAAUAUAAGAGCAGCUUUUUCCAAGGUUGUAGCUAACAAAUUAUUAUCAUAAAUCUGGCAUACACUUCUACUCACUACAGAGGUCCACAUGUUAUAGCAAGCAUGUAUUUUUAAAACAUAUCUGGCAGUACAAAAGUGUAAAGAAAUGUGUUUGCGAGCCCUGCUUUAUACUAGAAUUGGUCAUUUCAAUUAGAAAGUCAAAUGUUCUCCAUUUACCAACCAGCUGCCUCCUCUACUGAUGCAGCCAGUAAAACAAUGAAAAUCCAUGGUUGCUAUAACCUCUGUUACUUUCAAAAGUGCACAUUUGAAAACUAAAUAGAGUUGAAGUACACAACAGGUCAGAUUUACUGAAUUAUUUUGCUAGCUACAGCCUCUUUAAACAUAAGCACCCAGGCGUGGAUAUGCGUCUUCAUAGUUCGUUAUACCGGUGAAACAGCGUAUUGAAGGAAGGCUCUGGCAGAGUCAACCCUUUUUGGUUUUUAAUUUGCUUGUGUGCACUGAACGCUCCGCGCACCUCUCUGUGUCUGUCAGUCUUUACAGCAGCACCAGCAAAAAAAACAACCCAUUGCACUAGGAAACUGUUCUAACUAAAGUGUAGGAAAAUGUUGAUCAUUAUCUGUGCUACUUUAAAAUACUCAUUGAUUCACAGACGCUCAUAGUCUUGGUAUAUUUCUGUGUCUUCGGGAAGAUUCUAAGGCACAUUCCACUGUUGUCUAUCUGAGAUCACACCUACAGGAGAGGAAGUAAAAUCUUAAACUUUAAUUCUACAAAUCUUGAAUUAACAAAUACCAUACAAAAAGCUCUACGGCCAUAAGGGCACUAGUAAUAAUGUGACUUUCAUUUACAAACUGUGUUUAGUAUCGCUCCCAAUAAGAGUUAUUCAGUCAUGUUAGAGGUGUAUCAGUUUCCUCGGCUACAGUCUCACUCAGCAUUAAUUAAAUACAACUUAACAAACAGUACUUAGAAACCAGUAGCACGAGCGGACAGCCACAGUCACAGUUUACUGUCUUUUACACUCACAAAAAGACAAAGGUGGCAGAUCUUUAAAAGGAAGUCAGAUUACACGUUUGGUCCGCCACGUUCUAGAUCCUCUGAAUAGACCUCACAGUUACAGCACAUAAUGGCUCGACUAUACAGCUAACAGACCUCAACACACAUGCAUUAGAGUACCACUGUCACAGCCUCCAUCUCAGUCUUACAUAGGACAGCUUAGUAUUCUUUUAUUUCUUUGAAUGUACCUUUUCUUGGAAGAUGGGUGCCUGUAAGGUGGGAAAAUUGGAAUUUUAUGAAAUAUGUAAAACAUAUUAAACAUUCCUUUACGGGUAUGAAAUGCAUUGAAAAGAAAAGUUUAAGACAAACCGGAUAUUGUAUUGAAGAGAAUGCAGGUAUACAGACUUGCUGUAAUGAAACAGUGUUGGGCCUCUUGCCUGCUGGGCUUUUAGUGAGAAAAUCGGCAAUAGAUAUUUUUGUGGAGAUGUAAGUCUGGGAGCAUCUUUAAAGUUAGAGAAGAGCUUGAUGAAGGAAAGUUAGCACAAGCAUGAUAAACCAGAUGGAUAUAGAAUUACAUUAGGGUUUGUACUUCCUCCCAAACUGCUUAACAGCACAAUUUUGAAAUAUGUUACCUAUCAAUUCUGUUCAAAUUGUCUUCAAUGUCUUACCUUUUAGGAAUUAUAAAAAAAAAAAAAAACCAGUGAAAAUCGGUACAAAUAAUUUAUUUACAUUUUUUAGAGAAUAUUUAGGAAAUAUUGUAGACAGACAAUGAAACCCAAGAUAUUCACAAAGCAGCAGAAGACACCCUAUCAUUUGAAUGGCAGUUAACCCUUUCAACACUGCAGGGCUGUAUACAGUACAGAUCUGGGAAAGAUACAGUAUACCCUCAAAACUGCAGACCGCUAUUACAGUACAGGAAAGAAAACCCUACAGUUCAAAAUGUGCCUUUUUUAAAUAAAAUUAUGCAUAUGUGUUUGAACCAAUAACAACAACUUGAUAAACUGUAUUCUUUGUUUGUAAUACUGUAAAAUGGGUUUUAAAAUGUAAUUGUGCCAAAGACUGUUGACAAAUCCUGUACACCACAUUCCUGAAACCUGUUGAUUAAUACAUAGGUUAAGAACCUUUUGCUUGUUAAGUGUUUUGUAGUGCAUCAGUUAGAAGAAAUCCUACUGCUCUUUUGCUAAAAAAAAAAAAAAAAAGAAGAAAAAAAUGUAAUAUAUAGAAACUGAAAAAAUGUGAAAAGCACACAUUAAAGUGUUCUUGAUGUUUAGCUUUGCUUUCACAGUGUUAUUCCGCAUUACACAGCAGUGGAAUGGACUGACUCACUUAUUUAUACAGGGAACCCAAAUCCCAUAUAGUUCAGCAUUUGAAGUAUCUAGAAAAUCAGCUUAUACAGUACUCUUCAUUAGCCUGGUUACUUACUGUAGUAUGGUCUAGCUGGCGUAUGUGUGCCGACCACUAGAGGGCUCCAGCGACACAUUUUUAAAAUACAUUAUUUUAGGUUGCUUGAUCAUUUCUAUUUGAACCAUUUGUUGUACAAAGGGGUCACACAUUCCCAUAACCAAGAAUUUAAACUUUUUGUAUUAGUUUGAUAACGCUUUCCUAACCUUGUUUUCACUUUUAACACAGGUAAAGCCAAUUUAUCAAUAAAGGUACUGACGUUUUCAUUUA